This is a messenger RNA of Chironomus riparius, 1186 nucleotides long. The record is from the annotation of a GenBank genome assembly. NCBI's taxonomy places the organism in Eukaryota, Metazoa, Arthropoda, Insecta, Diptera, Chironomidae.
GUCGAUUUUCGAGCAGGUUGCACGUUGUAAAACAAUGUUGAAAAAAAUAAACCUUAAUUCUUUAAUUCCACUGGCUCAGAGGACAUGCUUCCGUAAUUAUUCUCAAGAACCUGCUGCCGUAGAAACUGUGCAUGAUGAUGAUUUCCGAGUGCUUAAUUUAAGGAAAACUAAAGGAACACAGCAGCAAUUGUCAAGAAGACCAAAACCACCAGAUGUUCCACCUCCACGAUAUAAGCAAAUGGCAGUUGAUCAAGAUUGGGGUGCUGUAUGGCCUGGUCCAAAGACAUUUCAUCCAGCGUCAGUUCCACUACCUGUUAGACAAGGGUGGGUUCCAUUGAAUAAGACAGUUCCUGGAAAAUUUGCAAAUGCUGAGCUUAUGAAAAUACCAAAUUUUCUACAUUUAACACCUCCAGUCAUAGCUAAACAGUGUGAAGCUUUAAAGCAGUUCUGUACCCCAUUUCCAAAAGGAUUAGAGACAGAAGAACAGCAAGAAAAGCACUUUCCUGUGCAAUUUAUAUCUUCAGAUUAUGUUCAUGGAUUACCGACAAUUAGAAAUCCACUAUCAAGAAUUGUUACUAUUAAAUUGAAAUUAAGUCAAUUAAAGCUUGACGAACAUGCUAGAGACAAAUUUUUACGUUUAAUCGGCGAACGAUACAAUGAGGAGACAGAUGAGAUAACUAUUGUUACUGAUAGAUGUCCAUUAAAGCAGCAAAACUUUGAUUAUGCUAUGUAUUUAUUAACUGCUCUUUAUCAUGAAUCAAGGACAGUAGAAGAAUGGGAAAGUAGCAAACAAGAAGGCGAUAUGGAAUAUUACAAUUGGCAUAAUAAUCAAUCAAAAGUUACAUCAACUGAGGUCCUGAAUUGGGGCUUGCCUGGUGACAGUAAAGUUGAGCCACCACAAGAAUAUAUUUCUUGUGUCGAGAACUUGAUGAAUGAAGGCGAAAAUGAGUAUAAUAUAAAUAAAUAUAAGGAAUCAGUAGUCAAAAUGCUCGGACUUGCUUGACACCAUGUUGAUCCUAAAGAAAUCAAGCCAGCAGAUACCAAAAAGCAAGAAAAUAAGAAAGAUGAAGUAACAAGAAAAUUUUGGUAUCAUCCUUGAAACAUUUCGCAUCAAUAAAAUGUAUAAAUUUUUAUAGAUUAUAACAGCUUUUAGUAAGAAAAGUAAUAAAAUAUCAAUAGAUCAUGA